AUGAUCAAGGCUCAGGGCAAUUCUUCUCGGAUGCACAUGCUCUAUAUGAGCUACCUCCAGUGCAAAGGCACCUGGAGCGAGUGCACCCUGACCGUUUCGGUGCGAAAGUCCAAUUCCAUCAAACAGGAGCAGAUAUGGGAAUGGUUUACGAGGACAGAGCUCAUCAACCAUCUGAAGUCCGAAGAACUUGCGGGCGAUCUCAUUGCCAGACACAAGGAAGCGGAGGGCAAGCUGCCAGCCCAUCUCAAAGGGAGGAACCCGGACUUUCCGGAUAGAGAGGAUUUGUGGCUCUACAAGGCCUUUGCUCGGGUGAAGGACAAGAAGAUCAAAGCCCAGUCGGCAGAGGCCGAAGGCAAGAUCCAAGCUGAUGCUGUCGAGAACGACAUCAUGGACUUAAUGGACAAAGAGUUGGAAGACAUCGAGAUGGGUGGCUCGAUGGGGCCAAAGAUCAAGAAGACCGUUAAGCCGAAGAAGCCAGGCUUGCGAAAGGCCUUGCUGGACGAUGGGCAGCCAGCCGUCGACGCCUUGCAAAUCGCAGUCGAUUCAGGGGAGGCAGAGCUCAAGGAUGCCGGAGAUGAGGAUGCCGAGCUUUACGAAGCGCGGGCCAAGGAUUUGUUGGUCGUGGUGGACUACUGCAAGAAGGAGGAUUCGAUGAUCAAGAAGAAUAAAAAGAAACCAGAGGGCGGAAAUGCUGAGCUCCGUGCCAACAGCCACGGCUCAUUUGCAGCAUCAGUGUUGGCCGAUGUGGGGCAUGGGAAGAAGACAGCUCGUGAGGCUGUUCGUGCAGCAAAGGCAGCAGUCCAGGAGUCUGGCAGCGAGAAUGUGUCAGCUGCAACCCGGGCUCUCGCAGAGAUGGGUGGCAACUCUCUGAAGAACUCCAGCCGGGACCUCUACAGGAAGUUUUGGGAGCACUUUCGCAAGUUGGGCGUCCCUUGGAGCUUGGAACACCCAGCGCGCGGGGAUGAGUUGCCGAUAUCAGUGACACUGCGACCCGUUCUUUUGAGAGCGGUCUGGUCCUUGAACCUGGCGCUGCAAGGGCGCCGGCCAGGCAACUCACGACCGCUGUCGAUGAAGUUUGCCACUUGUGAGAUCAAAGGAGACUGGAAAUUUUAUGUCGAAACAUUCGAACUUCGUCAGUGGUAUACCUGCAACAGAAUCUGCCACAGAUGCAAUGCAGCAAAUGUGGAAAACAAGGGCCCGCUUUUUAGCAACUUCGGGACUGCCUUCCGACAGAACGACACCAUGGCUUUCAUCAAUGAAGUGCUGCCAGACCAGCCAUCUCCAUUGGUUUUGUUGUCUGGCUUUCACGUGCGAUGGUUGAGGUGGUGCCUGAUGCACAACUGCAACCUGGGCUUGUUUCAAGUCGAAACAGCAGAAGCAUUGCUUCUUUUGGCAGAGACAGCAUGCCUCCACGACCCGAAUCUGACGAUGCAAGGAGCUUUAAAGCAAAGCUAUAAGGCUUUCAAAACUUGGUGCCGUGCCGAGAAGGUUUCAUGUACAGUGCGACCAUGGAAGAUCACACAGUUCCAUUUGGGCAAGGAUCCGCGAGAACCGACACAACACCCCUGGAUCAAUUUCAAAGCCUACAACGCCCGCUGUGUUUUGGCAUUCGUUGCAGCUGCUGUUGCACUUUCAGCUGACGAAUUUCUGCAACAGUUGGAGCAACUGCCGAACGAGCCACUUGAGAUGUGGAAAGCACGUGCGCGCUCUGGGUGCCGCCUGGCUGACUGGCAAAAUCGGCUCGAGAAAUAUGGUAGGUAUCUCAACAAGGAAGAAGCCCAUGAUCUGCAUGACAGAGGCUACAUGUUCUUGCAUGCUCACAAACAAGCCGCCGACGAUGCCACAAAACGUGGCCGACUACGCUUCACGAUUCUUCCGAAGUAUCAUGCAUACGAAGAGUCCUUGAAGGACAUUGUGGAGGAAUUCUACUCUCCACGCUUUUAUCAUAAUUUCGGUGAGGAAGACUACAAUGGCAUAUUGAAAAUUGCCUGCCGCCUCCAUGCCGGUGAUGGUAUGGAAAAGCAA
Molecule: messenger RNA, 2025 nt
Organism: Symbiodinium necroappetens
Lineage: Eukaryota; Dinophyceae; Suessiales; Symbiodiniaceae
Source: the annotation of a GenBank genome assembly